AAAGAAAAAAAGAAAAAAAAAGAUUAAUUAAUUCGUUUAUAAUAUUGCAACGUGUUUUUACAAUUGAAACAUGCGCACAAGUAUCAUUAUUAUCAUCAUAUAGCGACUUUGCAUACGGCUAACUUUAUUACGAUUCUCAACUGACUGUAUUUUACUGUGGUGAGACCACCGUGGGUGGUGGUAAGCGGUUAUUAAACGUGUGUUCAGGUUUUUGUAUUAGUAUAUCAAAAGUGUUAUUAGUAACAAAUUAACGUUGUAUGAAGAAUAUAUAAUUGAUGCAGAAGAAGGGCAUCAAUAAAAAGCGGCCACUAACAUAAAGUUUGCAACUAAAUCAAUUCGAUUUGCAUGUAUCACGGCCAAAGAGCCGUAAAUUGCUGGUUAAUGGACUCAAACGCGUUUACCGGCUAUGUCAACUACGUGUAAAAUAUUUUUUAAUAUAAUGAGCGCAUGGAAAUUAUUACAACGACGAUGUUACGAUAUUCUUUCGUAUAAGUAUUCGCUCCUCGUAAUACUAGUAGCAUUUACGUGCAUAUUCAUCGGUAUUAUACAUUUUGGAGAGGUUUGGUUGGCAUGGAGUAAAGAGAAAUAUGAAGCUGUUUUUCAUUCCUUUAAUGAUAAUAUAUUAGGAAAAUCUUUUCAAAAAAAAUUAUGUCAACAUGUACCUAUAGAUGUAGUAUAUACUUGGGUGAAUGGAUCCGAUCCAAAUUUUAUAAAAAGUCUUGAAAAGCAUAUUCCUAUUACCGAUAGUAAUACAAUUUCUUCGAGAUUCAGCGACAAAGAUGAAUUAAGAUAUUCUUUAAGAUCAUUAGAAAUGUAUGCACCUUGGGUAAGACAUGUUUACAUUGUCACCAAUGGGCAAAUUCCAAGUUGGUUGGAUAUGGAUAAUCCUAGGAUGACUCUUAUUACUCAUGAAGAUAUUUUUCUGGACAAAAAUCAUUUACCAACUUUUUCUAGUCCUGCUAUUGAAAGUCAUAUUCAUAGAAUACCCGGUAUCUCUGAUAAGUUUUUAUAUUUUAAUGAUGAUGUAAUGCUUGGCGCAGAAGUAUGGCCAGAGGAUUUUAUAACUCAAGCAGGUGGUCAGAAAGUGUAUCUAGCAUGGUGGGUUCCUGAUUGUUCCGAUAUUUGUCCAUGGGCAUGGGUAGGAGAUGGAUCGUGUGAUCUUGCAUGUAAUACAACUCUAUGCGAAUUUGAUGGCGGAGAUUGCAAUUCUACUUCAUUAUCCACCGAUAGUGAGCCAUUCGAGGAGGAAAGUGAUUAUCCGUAUAAAUAUUUACAGAUUGUAGGUGAAAAAAAUAAAUCUAGUACUGUGUCAUUUAAUAAUUCUGAAAUAAAAAAUAGUAGUACUACAGUUGCAUGGUUGCAUACUGUAGCAAUGACUCAUAGAACAUCAAAAUCCAAAAAUUAUAGUUCAUCUGCAAAUAAUCUUACAAAACUUUUUGAUAUCAAGGAACAUAAUGAUAAUAGUAAAACAAUAAAACUAAGUGACACUAAUGACAUACCUGAAAGUAUAUUUGGAAAUUCUAAUCAUACAAAACUACAUAUACAAUUUAAACGCUACCUCAAUGAUGAUAUCAUUAAUCUAGUACAAGGAAAUAACAGUAUGAAGUCAAAUAAAUUGAAGUAUAGUGAUCAAUGGAAACAUAAAAAGAGACAGCUUGAUACGUAUGCAGAAUCCUUGCUGUAUGUUAAUAAAAUAUAUAAUAUAAUUUAUGGCUUCGAUAGAAGAAAAGUUCCAGCGCAUAUGCCUCACUUGAUAGACAAAUGGAUUGUUAAUAGUAUGCAAAGAAAGUUUGAGUCUGAUUUUAUAAAAACUUCUAGUCAUAAAGUGAGAAAUGCAGAGGAUAUGCAAUUUGCAUUCUCAUAUUUUUACUUUUUAAUGAAUGAAAAUCUUUAUAUACCAGUUGAAGAUAUAUUUGAUAAGUUUGAUACUGAUAAAUCAGGAACUUGGUCAGAUAGGGAGAUACGAACACUUUUAUCCAGACUAUAUCCUUUACCAUUAGAUUAUAAUUUGGUUGUAGAAUUUGAAAAUUCUAUCACGAAUUGUUCGAAAUAUUUGAAACUCACGGAAAAUGUUAAGGCACCACCUGGUGAAAGAUACUUGGAUUCUACGCUUCCUGUAGUGUCUAAAGAGUUAAUAUCAAAUUGUGAUUGGGUCGCAUCCAAAAUUGAGGCAAGAUUUGGCGAAUCCAAACGUUAUAAGCACGAAGUUAUAAAAGCUGGAAAAAAUGAGAUAUUUGAAAUGUUAACAAGUAACGUGUCUCUUACUGUACAGCUUUUGGAUGAGAUUAGACGUGAUCCAAAAAAGUUUAUAUGUUUAAACGAUGAUAUGGAUCCUUUACGUCAUUCCGAAAAUGAAAUCGUUCGAGCACUAUUAAAUGAUUUUUAUCGUUCCUUGUAUCCUUUAAAAAGUACAUUUGAACUACCUCCGCAAUUCCGUAAUCGAUUUUCUUAUCGUGAAGAACUUAUUGAAUGGCGUGCAAAUCGAACAAGAACAAGAAAUUUAUUAUUAAUACUCAUAGUUUUGUUAUUGAUCAUUACUCUAUAUCAUUUAUCAUAUUAUCAUAUACGAAGAAUUUUUAGAAUUCGCACACUGCCCACUCUUCUUAUAUAAUGAAUAUAAUAUUUCACUGAAAUCAUUUAUACAAAUAAUUUAAAUAAUAGAUGAAGAAAGAAGAGUCGGUUAAAUAUAUACAAUUCGACGGUGUAUUUAUAGGAAAGUCUUACCUUCAGUCAUAAGAAUUAAUCACAUUUUAACUCAGGAAAAUAUUAUUAUUAUACAUGUCCAUGUGCAAUUUUUUAUUUUUAAGAUAUUUACAUAUUAAAAAGAGUAAGAGAGAGAGAAAGAGAGAGAGAGAGAGAGAGAGAGAGAGAGAGAGAGAGAGA
Molecule: messenger RNA, 2883 nt
Organism: Vespa mandarinia (Asian giant hornet)
Lineage: Eukaryota; Metazoa; Arthropoda; Insecta; Hymenoptera; Vespidae
Gene: Gnptab
Product: N-acetylglucosamine-1-phosphate transferase subunits alpha and beta
Biological process (GO): carbohydrate phosphorylation; N-glycan processing to lysosome
Cellular component (GO): Golgi apparatus
Molecular function (GO): UDP-N-acetylglucosamine-lysosomal-enzyme N-acetylglucosaminephosphotransferase activity
Source: RefSeq, a predicted model, not a curated record